Messenger RNA from Cucurbita maxima (winter squash), 2351 nucleotides. RefSeq lists its product as uncharacterized. The transcript has 2 exons. The record is from RefSeq and is a predicted model, not a curated record. Lineage: Eukaryota; Viridiplantae; Streptophyta; Magnoliopsida; Cucurbitales; Cucurbitaceae. The coding region runs from base 1 to 2166 and encodes 721 amino acids.
AUGGGUGCUUGUUUGAGCAAAAAGAAGAAGACUUUACCUUCGGUUUCUUCUACUGAUGUACCUCCAGAUACCAGCUCCUGCAAUGGCGGCAAACCCAUCAUCCCAAUUUCUCAGCCGCCCACCACUGACCUGAAAAGCAAGAGUAGCAAGAAAACAGGGCAAGAAAAUGGUGAGUGGAAAGAAGAAAGAAGUGAGUACCCUGUGAAGAAGGAGGUUUUUGUGAUUAAGCACAGGAAGAGCCACGAUGGAAGGGACAAAAAUGGGGCUUCUCUUCUUGUUCCUCCUCCUGAAGAGGGUAAUGUGUCUUCUUCUUCCUGUGAAAUUUUGGAGUCUGGAGCUUUGGGUGAAAAUUUGAAGGUGGGUUUGGUGAGAACUUCGAGCUGUACUAAAGAGGAAGUUGAUGCCAUCUUGAUUCAGUGUGGAAGAUUGAGUCGGAGUUCAUCGGCUAAAGGCAAUGGAAGAAGGUACUCUGGUUCUAAGAGAAGCAAUGAUUUUGAUCAUUGUGGCAGAGAUGGUGUUGAUUCUGCCAAUUUUGGUGAUGAAGAUGAAGAUGGGAAGAAUCCCUUUUCUGUUGAGGUUGACGACGUUGGAACUCCGGCGGAGAAACGCCACCAUCUAAGGCAGGGCCACCGCCAGUCUUCUAGACACUCUUCCUCUCAAGGAAGGAGGAGAACCCCAAGUAGGGAGAGAGAUCAAAACCAACGGUCCAGCAGCAGAGAGAGGCGUGUUAGCCGGUCCCCUGGCCGACGGUCAGCGGAGCCCUCUGCAAUGAAUACUUCCAAUGCCAAUGCCAAUAACGGCGGUGGCGGUGGCGGUGGUCUCAGUCGACCAGCAAAAAUGGUUUCGGUCCCUGCAACAGUCUGUCACAUGGAAAUGGACAAGAGCAACAAUGUCACUGGUGGUUAUGGAGACAAUGAUUCGGCGACAGUGACUGCUGUUAAGAGGAUAUCAGUUAAAAGGAAUUUCGGCGAGGCGACUGCCAUGGCGGGUUCAAGGGUUGCUUCAUCGCCUCGUUCACAGUCUCCUGCUAGAAACAUGGAAAUUGUUAAAGCCGCGGACGAAAACCAGCAGCAGCAGCAGCCAUCUCUCAGCCGCAGCUCAUCAAGAAAAGCAGAGCAAUCUCCUUACAGAAGAAACCCAUUGAGUGAAAUUGAUACUAAUUCACAGCCACAUAAAAGGAUCAACAACAGAAGCAAAAAGGAAACGGAAGAAGUGAUUGCUAAGGAAUCCAUUAAUGGUGUCUACCAGAAGCCAAAAACUGAUUCCAAAAGUGGUCACAAAGUAACAGUUUCCCAAGUGAAUAGCAACAAAUCAGGCAGCGCAGCUACCAGAGCUGUUGUGAAUAUUAUAGCCUCCACAACACCAUUGUCAAACACAGAGGUGGUCGUGGUAGAGCAUCAGAAACCCCAGGGACUGGCAAGGAGCAGAUCUGCAAGGCAAUCAAGAGAAUUAGAUAUUAAUCCAGAAGCUUUGCUGAAUCAAAGUCAAACACCAUCUUACACCAAGAUGUUGCUUCAAGACAUUCAGAAUUUCCAUCAAAAGAAUGCCAACCCUGUUUCUCUUCCAGCUUGUGUAACCAAGGCCUGUUCCAUUGUUGAAGCAGUUGCUGAUCUCAAUUCAGCAACAGGUUCGAAUUUCUCCUGUGUUUUCUCUGAGGAUAGAAGCAAUCCACCAACAUAUCAAUCCAGUAGAAAUGAGCAUAGCGUACCUUACAGUGGCAAUCUGAAGGGCAUGGCUGAUAUUAGAGACCCUUUUGUUGAAUCAGAAGUUGCCAUGAAUGACGAUAUUCUGGAACCGAGCUUUCACAAGUACACGACUGUGAGAAGGGGCGGCAGCCCUGUCGUUGCUGCUCGAGGGGGAGAUACAGAUGAUCAGGAAUCCUCUGGUAGCAGCAGUUUUGUGGGCAGUGUUCAACAGCACCAUUGGGGCAUUUCAACUGACUCCUGGACAUCAAGACAGAACACCAAAGAGGAAGGCCAGCCACAUAAUGGCUCAGGGAGUAGUCUGCAAUCAAAACCAGGGCUCACCGGAGAUGAUAACAGGCGGAGAACAGCCGAAAGGAGGGAAUCCAAUUCCCAAAGAACUGGGAUUGGCCGUGGCAGACUCGGAGGCGGUACCGGUAAAGUUCUUCAUACAAUUCCUGUUGCAGCCACUGGCUCCACCUGAUUAGAAUUGUAUAGAUCUCCUCACCUCGGCCAUUUGCCUGUUUCUUUUUGUGUUGUUGUCUUUUUCCAUUCCUCAGCCUUCUGCAUUUUUAUUCAGUUGCAAACUUGCAACAAUUUCUCCUGUUCCUGUAUUCUUCCACUCAAUAUUAGCAGCGCAAAUUAUUUCAGUAAAUGUGUACUUUCCUU